CAACAAAACAAAACCAGUGAUCAGAGAUCCAGAGCUCUCCAAAUCCCUAAGAUCCAGACGACGUCGUUUCAGAUCCACACUCUCCACUAUGCCUUCUACAUUCAGCGGCGAUGAGACCGCUCCUUUCUUCGGCUUCCUCGGCGCUGCUGCCGCCCUCGUUUUCUCCUGUAUGGGAGCGGCCUAUGGCACGGCAAAGAGUGGGGUUGGAGUUGCAUCUAUGGGAGUCAUGAGGCCCGAGCUGGUGAUGAAGUCUAUUGUUCCUGUUGUUAUGGCUGGAGUUUUGGGUAUUUAUGGGCUCAUUAUUGCGGUUAUCAUCAGUACCGGGAUUAACCCCAAGGCGAAGUCGUAUUACCUCUUUGACGGUUACGCACAUCUUUCCUCUGGUCUUGCUUGUGGUCUUGCGGGGCUCUCUGCUGGAAUGGCUAUUGGUAUAGUUGGUGAUGCUGGUGUUAGAGCUAAUGCACAGCAGCCAAAACUCUUUGUUGGGAUGAUCCUCAUUCUCAUUUUCGCUGAAGCGUUGGCACUGUAUGGCCUGAUUGUUGGAAUUAUCUUAUCCUCCCGAGCUGGCCAGUCCAGAGCAGACUAAGGAUGUGCAGUCUAAUAUUCUUUACUUGCACAUUCAUGCACUUAGCUGGGAAAUUUUUUGGCUGCUCACGGCUCACUGAUUGUGUUAUGCUUGCAGAUUCCUAAGAUUAUGAUUGUGUACGUAUCUACCUCCUCUUGUAGGAUCAAAUUUUCUUUAACAGAAUAAACUCUUAAAUCUGUCUAUGUAUUAUUAUUUUUAAUUAUGAUUGAAUGUUCAGCCAAAAAGUAGGUACUGGUAUAGAAGUUAUAUUUCUGGAACUAGAGCAUGUAUUAUCCUUAUCCACAACUUGAGUACGUACUUUUAUUGUGAAAUACCGUUAAGGAUCAUACAAAUAUAUACCACUAUUAUCUGUU
This is a messenger RNA of Argentina anserina (silverweed cinquefoil), 939 nucleotides long. RefSeq names its product V-type proton ATPase 16 kDa proteolipid subunit. The record is from RefSeq and is a predicted model, not a curated record. Gene Ontology annotation, biological process: proton transmembrane transport. Gene Ontology annotation, molecular function: proton-transporting ATPase activity, rotational mechanism. The transcript has 3 exons. Gene Ontology annotation, cellular component: proton-transporting V-type ATPase, V0 domain; membrane. The coding region runs from base 89 to 586 and encodes 165 amino acids. NCBI's taxonomy places the organism in Eukaryota, Viridiplantae, Streptophyta, Magnoliopsida, Rosales, Rosaceae.